Molecule: messenger RNA, 564 nt
Organism: Suillus fuscotomentosus
Lineage: Eukaryota; Fungi; Basidiomycota; Agaricomycetes; Boletales; Suillaceae
Exons: 2
Coding region: 1-564 (187 amino acids)
Source: RefSeq, a predicted model, not a curated record
AUGGCGAGGCACCCACAGUGUAAUUACUUUAAGUUCUUCCCUGAGCUGCUGCGAUACCCCGAUAUUCUUGCCACUAUACCCUCCUCCAGCAAGUCGCCGACAAUUCCAAUUGCACCACCGAAUAUGCUGCCAUCAUCCUUUUCUGGCCUGCCAAUGCAGUUCCCCCCUUGGAUGCAGCCGGCACCCUUGUCUUUUGUCCCUCCUUCAAAUGGGAAGCGGUUGCGCAGGAAGGGCUCACCAUGUGAGGGUCCCUUCUGCCACAAGCCUCGGGCACUGCGUUGUACACGUCACAUGUGCCUAAAGCACUGUGAGGGUGAGGGUGGAUGUGUGAUUCAUGCUAAAGGUAGCAAGGACGUGGAUUGGAUGGACCAUGACUAUGACUUCGAGUUUGCACAGGCUGACCCACUGGACUACAUACUCGACAAUGAGGGGGAUGGGCUUGAAGAGCUCCAACAGGCCCUCCAGACAUCUAUGGCCACCCAACCGGGUGCCCCCCUAUAUGUACCUUCAAUUCAUGAGCUAAUGGGGCCUGUACUCAUGUGCAACAUUGCGAGAAGUGUCUAA